AUGACAAAAUCUAUUUCUCCUAUAAUUUUUAGACAAAAUUUAUUUUUAAAUUCUACUAUUAAUAAAAUACAUAUUAAACUGUAUAAAACGUUAAAUUAUUUAAAUUAUUUUAAAUUUUUUCAACUAAUACUUAAUACUAUUUAUAUGUAUAAAAAAACGUUAAAAAAAAUAAGAAUAAAUAGAAAAUUUUUAUACUUUACAUGUAGUUAUACUGACAUAAAUAAUAUAUGUCUAAAUAUAUGUUUUUAUGGCUUAUUUGGAAAAAAACAUAAAAGCUCCAUUAUACCCUCUUAUAUGGCGUUGUAUAAGUUUACAUCUUAUUUAAACUAUUUUUUACACCAUAAUUUAAAUGUAUAUAAUAGAAAUUUAUUUAUAUGGGUACUUAUACCAUGUGUGGUAAAUACGGGUAGAAACAAAUUUUAUAUAAUGAAUAGUUUAAAAUAUUGUAUAUUAAAAAACACUAAUCACUAUUCUAAAAUAAUUUCACUUUGUAAUAAAAUUUUAACAUACAAAUUUAAAAAUAGGAUAAGUAUUCACGGAAUAAAAGUUAAAUACUCUGGGUGCACUCAUAAAGGAGGAGAAAAAAAAAGAACAUUUGCUUAUUCUAAAGGAGAUGUAUCUAUUUGCUCUGUAAAAGAAAAUAUAGAGUAUAUAAACAGCUCAAUAAACACUUAUAAAGGUACUAUAGGUAUAAAAUGCUGGCUAGUUUUGUAG
Molecule: messenger RNA, 714 nt
Organism: Babesia bovis T2Bo
Lineage: Eukaryota; Apicomplexa; Aconoidasida; Piroplasmida; Babesiidae
Source: the annotation of a RefSeq genome assembly